Messenger RNA from Schistocerca nitens (vagrant locust), 699 nucleotides. RefSeq names its product synaptic vesicle glycoprotein 2C-like. NCBI's taxonomy places the organism in Eukaryota, Metazoa, Arthropoda, Insecta, Orthoptera, Acrididae. Gene Ontology annotation, biological process: transmembrane transport. Gene Ontology annotation, molecular function: transmembrane transporter activity. Bases 1 to 699 code for a protein of 232 amino acids. Gene Ontology annotation, cellular component: membrane. The transcript is spliced from 4 exons. The record is from RefSeq and is a predicted model, not a curated record.
AUGAGCGAGGCCGCGGCGAUCGCCUCACUCACUGUCGGAGUGCCAUUUGCAGUGUGCGACAUGGAAGUAGACACCAACGCCAUUCCCUGGUCCAGCGGUAUGCUGUCACAAGGUGCCGCAUUUGGUGCCACUAUCAUGGGCGCGUUGGCCGACGCUCGUGGGCGGUGUCUGGCACUUCCCCUGGGCCUGCUGGUCGCCUCUUCUGGACUGUUGGUAACCGCCUUCGCGACCUCAGGAGCUGCCCUCAUCUUCGGCGCCUUGCUGCUCGGACUCGGGUUGGGCGGCGUGGGCCCCUUGGCGCGCGUAUACCUGGCGGAGAUCCUGCCCGCUCGCUGGCGCGGCUGCGUCCUGGUCCUGCUAGACGUCUGCUGGGUGGCCGCCUACCUCGCUUCUCUUCAUGCGUGGUGGGAGCUGAGUCCGCUGGGUGGGGCGCGUCCGCAGAAGCUGGAGGUGGCUACGCUGCGGCUGUGGUCGUGGCGAAUUGGAAUGGUGCUGACCAGCUUCGCGUGCCUGCUGUCCGCCUGCACCACGGGCGUGCUGCGCAAUACGGCCAGGCACCUGCUCUCCAGAGGCCGUCAGGGGGAAGCACACGUCGUCCUUCGCGGCAUGUUCGCUAUCAACCAUAACAAGCUUGAGGCUGACUACCAGGUGUGUUCCCCACCAUCCCUCCUCCGCUUGCUGAACAAAGUGCAUGUAUAG